Molecule: messenger RNA, 1173 nt
Organism: Lottia gigantea (owl limpet)
Lineage: Eukaryota; Metazoa; Mollusca; Gastropoda; Lottiidae
Exons: 9
Biological process (GO): positive regulation of GTPase activity; Ras protein signal transduction
Cellular component (GO): plasma membrane
Molecular function (GO): guanyl-nucleotide exchange factor activity
Source: RefSeq, a predicted model, not a curated record
AAGGGAGAAGAUGGUCCGAGUAUACGAGGUGGAAUGGUGGACGCUCUAGUUGUUCAUGCUACAGCUGCCGGCAAAACAGAAUUUAUUUAUCAAGAAGCGUUCUUAACAACAUAUCGAACGUUUUUAUCACCGAAAGAAUUGAUUGAGAAAUUAUUAUACAGAUUCUACAAGUUUCAACACGCUACAGAUUCUAAAGUUAGACUGGCAAAAAAUUCAUUUUCACUCUUAAUACGUGUUAUAGAUGAAUUAGGUGCAAUGGAACUGGAUGAUGAAGUAGUAAAAAGACUGAUGGAUCUAGUCUAUGAGUUAUUGUGUCAGUCAGAUCUAGUUUUAGCCAGAAUUCUACGUAAGAAAGUUAUAGAAAAAUGUGAACAGCGUGAUUCUCAUCAAGAACCAACUAAUUACGGACCAAUCAAUCAAAACGUUUCUCUCGGCUCAACGCCUGUUUUAGAUUUGUUAAGUUUUAAAUCUCAUGAUAUAGCUGAACAGAUGACUCUAAUGGAUGCUGAACUUUUCCAGAAAAUAGAGAUACCAGAAGUUUUACUCUGGGCUAAAGAACAGUCGGAAGAAUUGAGUCCCCAUUUAACGUUUUUUACUGAACAUUUUAACAACAUGUCAUUUUGGUGCCGUACUAGAAUCCUGGAACAGAAUGAUGGAAAAGAAAGAGAGAAAUAUCUGAUGAAAUUUAUUAAAAUUAUGAGGCAUCUUCGUAAAUUAAGUAAUUUUAAUUCCUACCUGGCCGUUCUCUCAGCUUUAGACUCGGCACCAGUCAGACGAUUGGAAUGGCAGAAACAAAACUUAGAGGCGUUGAAGGAAUUUUGUUUAUUGAUAGAUAGUUCUUCUUCAUUCCGAGCAUACCGACAAGCACUGGCUGAGACAGAGCCUCCCUGUAUACCUUACUUGGGUUUGAUUCUACAAGAUUUAACAUUUAUUAAUAUUGGUAAUCAGAAUCUACUACCAGAUGGCAGUAUCAACUUCGCUAAACGUUGGCAACUGUUUAAUAUACUCGAUAGUAUGAGAAGAUUUAAAAACUGUAAUUAUGAGUUCAAGAAAAAGGAGCCUAUUUUACAUUAUUUAUCAAACUUCAAGGAUCACGAUAAUGAGGAGACGCUAUGGCAACGCUCAGAAAAAAUCAAACCACGAGGUGUGAGAAAACGGGUAGAAGUGGAUUGA